AUGUUCACCUCGAAACAGCUUUCAUGUGUGUUUUUCGAAUCAAAAACCGAAAACAUUGACACGGAUACCAUUGCCCAGCAUGCCGUAAGACUAGCCAAGGCCGGUGUCGCGGGGCUCGCGACGCAAGGAUCAAACGGCGAGGCCGUGCACUUGACCCACUCGGAGCGGCAGCUGGUGACAGCCACCACACGCAAGGCCCUCAAUGACAAUGGCUUCCAGGACAUGCCGAUUAUUGUCGGCUGUGGUUGCCAAAGCACGCGGGAAACCAUCCAAUACUGUCGCGAAGCCUGGGAAGCGGGCGGCGACUAUGCCCUCGUCUUGCCGCCUUCGUAUUACGCCCCGCUCUUCGCCCCUUCAUCCCAAACCGUGCUUCAGUACUUCCGCGAUGUCGCCGACGCAUCGCCCAUCCCGAUCCUCAUUUACAAUUAUCCUGGCGGCGCGGGUGGCCUCGACCUCACCUCGGACGUCAUCAUCGCGCUGGCGCAGCACCCCAACAUUGUCGGUGUCAAGUUCACUUGCGGCAACACGGGCAAGUUGAACAGGGUCGCCGACGCCACGCAGAAUAUGGGGCGCAGAUCCGGCACUGGAGGCCCGAACAAGGACGUGCCCGGAUUUUUGGUGCUUGCCGGUUCGGCGGAUUUUACCUUGCAGGCGGCUGUUGCGGGCGGACACGGCAUCCUGGCGGGGCUCGCAAACCUGGCGCCCAAAGCGUGCGUCAAGACCCUGGAGCUUUUCGAAAGUGGAAGGGUUCAGGAAGCGCAAGAGAUGCAGCGGGUCCUCUCCCACGGCGACUGGACCGCGAUUCAGGGCGGCGUUGUGGGCAUGAAGGCUGGCAUGGAGUCGUGGCUCGCCUACGGGGGUUCGCGAGAAGCCCGCUGCCUCGGCCGACACGCCAUCAGUCGGAAACGUGGAAAGAGGGCUUCCGAGACCUCGUGUUACUAG
Messenger RNA from Parascedosporium putredinis, 942 nucleotides. NCBI's taxonomy places the organism in Eukaryota, Fungi, Ascomycota, Sordariomycetes, Microascales, Microascaceae. The record is from the annotation of a GenBank genome assembly.